Molecule: messenger RNA, 1847 nt
Organism: Pseudocercospora fijiensis CIRAD86
Lineage: Eukaryota; Fungi; Ascomycota; Dothideomycetes; Mycosphaerellales; Mycosphaerellaceae
Exons: 1
Coding region: 16-1746 (576 amino acids)
Source: RefSeq, a predicted model, not a curated record
GUGCCAUUUGGCCCGAUGCUCGAAGGUGGCGUGCACCAGGUGGUAGAAGGCGCUCAAAAUGUGGUUGAUCGACUGCCCGGUUUCAGGACGCCCGCCCACAAACCGCCACCCGAACAGGCGAACAGCAGCAGCGGCGACGUGAGGUGGUACAGCGACUGGAAAUGGAAGAACCCGUUCAGCAGCGACACGGUGUACGACGAAGCUCGAGCUGUCCUGCCUCCCCUCGCCGAAAGACCGCCCAUAUACACAUACUACGAUGCGAGUUCCAGGAGGAAAGAUCAGAAGAGCAGGAAGGCCGAGCAAGAGCUGCUGCAGAUAUGGCGUAGAGCGUGGUGGGCAGCUGGCUUCAGACCCGUCGUAUUGAGCAAGAGCGAGGCCAUGCACAAUCCCCUAUAUCGCGCAGUCCAGGGGCUGACGCUGGAGAAAGGCUUCGAGAAUGAGCUCAUGAGAUGGCUCGCGUGGGCUAACAUGAAGGGCGGCAUCCUCGCCAACUUCAUGGCUGUCCCCAUGGCUACGUACGACGAUCCGACCUUGUCAUUCCUGCGCCGAGGCGAGUAUCCGACGCUGUCUCGUUUCGAGAACUUGAGCAAUGGGCUCUUCAUAGGGUCUGCAAGCCACAUUGACGCUGCCCUCAAGGAAGCAGUCUCGUCGCCAGCGAUCAAGCGUGUGAAGUUUCUCGACGAGGCAUUGUCGCCGGGCACAGUCCAAGUGGAGGCUAAGGCUGAAGGCAUUGCAUUUUACAGCGAUGCAGUGCUCAAAUCUGCUGCCUAUAAGCCGAUAGGAGAGAAGCUUGCACAUCUCAACACUGUUCCCGAUGCUUUGCAACAGCUACCGGAUCUGAUCAACAGCCACCUACACACUACUUGGCAGAAUCAGUUUCCAAAGGGCAUUGUUGUACUAAAGCCUCUUCCUGAACACACCACUGUUCUCAUUGAGCCUGCAAUUGACCUUGCGCGAAACCUCUCCCAAUGCUCCAACACACCUCUUCCUUCAUCUUGCCCUCCGAACAGGCCCAAAUGCAAGCCUUGCGUUAGCAACAAGAUUCCUAUUUCUGCGCAAAAGUUUUUCAGAAACGACAGCAGGAUAUUCACGAUUGCGAGUGUGCCACACCCGUACACGAUUACCAGUCUUGUAAAGCAAAAAGACGACCUCGAUCUCAGAUUCAUCAGAAGGGAGACGAAUAGAGACAUCUGGAUUCACGCCGCCACAAAAGAAAUGCUCGGAAAUGGCCUCUCUUCGUUCGCCAGGCUACCCACAAUCAAGGAAGCAGUGGCAUCUGCAUAUGGCAGUACAAGAUCCUUGUGGCUCACAGCGGAGGAUCCUCCCAAAGCAGAGAGCGAAGAAGACCGAGCAGAACUCGAUUGGAUUUUCCCGUUCAAGAUACCACGCGAGCCGAUGCCCUCCGGCAAGAGUGAGACACCAGUGCCCGGGCCUGAGAGGCGACCACCAGCUCCAAAGCCUGAAUACGGAGAUGGUCCGGUGCCUAAAGAAGCAGACCUGGCAAGGGAGAAGGAUCUCUUUCAAAAGGCUGUCAUCGCCUUACGCAACGGGGAAAAGGGUGGCGCGAAGCCCGCGGUCCAGAUCAAAGAAGUCGUUGAAUCGUGGAACCUCGCUGACGCAGAGGCUUGGAAAUUCGUUCGCGCUUAUAAUGCUCGUAGGCGUUCGGAGAGAAGGAAAUGGGAACAUGAGGAAGCUUCAUACCAAGGCAAGGGAGCUUUCGAUAGAUGGGUUGACAAGAUAUCGUGAUAAACACAGCCAGGAGGUUUACUGGGAUAUUAGCGAUGGAGUUACGGUAGACUGGUUCCAAAGCAGACAUCAUGGCGGCUUCCGUGCCGUCUUCUACAUCG